UCCCUGCCGUCUCGUUCAGGCUCCACCUCUGAACCUGCACCACCACCCACUAAAGAACCCACCCCCAGUCAACAGGCGGUGGUUGAGCCUCCUCCUGCGGCUGCUAGUCAGACACAAGAUGUGUUUGCUGCAUUCGAGGACACUGCCUCUUCCUCACCUGCCCCUCCCCCUCCCCAACAACCUCAGAAGCUUCCUGAGCCCGAUCCCUUCUCCUUCAUUGCUGAGACCACACCUCCUCCCACCUCCUCUUCAGCCACAACCCACCAGACACUGUCCAAGGAGGAGACUAGCAUGUUUGAUCCUUUUGAGGAGGCAGUGAAAGCUGGAACUACUCCAUUUGAUGCCCCCUCCUCCGACCCAUCUCCGCCCGUUGCCACUCAGACAAACACUGUCCCCCUGGCAGCGAGCAUUCCUACCCCGUCUCCUAACAACGACCCCCAGCUCUCCGGGAAACUGGCGGCAGCUGAGGAAAAGAUGAGUCUUCUUGAGAAAGAGAAGCAGAGGAUCCAACAUGAGCACGAGGCCCUACUGAGGAGUCGGGAGGACACAGAGAAACAACUAGAGGAGCAGAAGAAACUAUCAGCAGCACUGGAACAGGAGAGAGCAGAAUCUGAGGCCAGGGUUAAAGAGGCAGUUGAAGCUACUGCUGCAGAGCAAAAGGUGGAGCGAGCCGCUAGCGAGAAGGCAGUAUCGGCAGUGUUGGCUGAAGAGAGAGAGAAAAACUCUGCCCUACUGGCUGACAUCAAGGCAGAGGAGGCAGGUCGACGGAGACAAUUGGAAGCUGUGGACUUGUUCCUGGAGACGGCUCGUGGUCACCUCCGUACCCUGACCUCUGACCCUGCAGGUGGCGGGCAGUCAUCUGUCACUGAUCCAACCGACUAG
Molecule: messenger RNA, 882 nt
Organism: Geodia barretti
Lineage: Eukaryota; Metazoa; Porifera; Demospongiae; Tetractinellida; Geodiidae
Source: the annotation of a GenBank genome assembly